CGCUCCCGUGGACCAGCCGCGGCCGGCCACGCAGCCCUCACUCUCUGGGCGCGCACACGCAGAGCCGCGCACGGAGGCAUACACGCGCACUCACACCCGCACGCUCCACGCCCCUGGCGGCGGCCUGGGCGCUGUGCUGCUCGAGCGACGGGCGGGGACCCGGGCGGGGGCGGCGGCGGCGACAGCGGAGGAGGCGGAGCGGGGUAGCCGGGAGCGGGCUGGCCCGCGCUUCUCCUGGCGGCCGGGGAUUUUCCAGCCUGGACGCUGACGCCGCGGACCUCCCUGCGGCCGCCGCGGACCAUGGGCGACAAAGGGACACGAGUGUUCAAGAAGGCAAGCCCCAAUGGAAAGCUCACUGUCUACCUGGGAAAGCGGGACUUUGUGGACCACAUUGACCUCGUGGACCCCGUGGAUGGUGUGGUCCUGGUGGAUCCUGAGUAUCUCAAAGAAAGGCGAGUCUACGUGACAUUGACCUGCGCCUUCCGGUAUGGCCGGGAAGACCUGGAUGUCUUGGGUCUGACUUUUCGCAAAGACCUGUUUGUGGCCAAUGUGCAGUCCUUCCCACCGGCCCCUGAGGACAAGAAGCCACUGACACGGCUACAGGAGCGGCUCAUCAAGAAGCUGGGCGAGCAUGCCUGCCCCUUCACCUUUGAGAUCCCGCCAAACCUUCCAUGCUCAGUCACACUGCAGCCUGGGCCUGAGGACACAGGAAAGGCCUGUGGUGUGGAUUAUGAAGUCAAGGCCUUCUGUGCUGAGAGCCUGGAGGAGAAGAUCCACAAAAGGAAUUCUGUGCGGCUAGUCAUCCGGAAGGUUCAGUAUGCCCCUGAGAGACCUGGCCCUCAGCCCACGGCUGAGACUACCAGACAGUUCCUUAUGUCCGACAAGCCCCUACACCUUGAGGCGUCACUGGAUAAGGAGAUCUAUUACCACGGAGAACCCAUCAGCGUUAACGUCCACGUCACCAACAACACCAACAAGACUGUGAAGAAGAUCAAGAUCUCGGUGCGCCAGUAUGCAGACAUCUGUCUCUUCAACACAGCUCAGUACAAGUGCCCAGUGGCCAUGGAGGAGGCUGAUGACAAUGUGGCACCCAGCUCAACAUUCUGCAAGGUCUAUACACUGACUCCCUUCCUAGCCAACAACCGAGAGAAGCGGGGACUCGCCCUCGACGGGAAGCUCAAGCAUGAAGACACAAAUCUGGCUUCCAGCACGCUGUUGCGGGAAGGUGCCAACCGUGAAAUCCUGGGCAUCAUCGUUUCCUAUAAAGUCAAGGUGAAACUGGUGGUAUCCCGGGGCGGCCUCUUGGGAGACCUUGCAUCCAGUGAUGUGGCCGUGGAACUGCCUUUUACCCUAAUGCACCCCAAGCCUAAGGAGGAGCCCCCACAUCGGGAAGUUCCAGAGAGCGAGACUCCAGUAGACACCAAUCUCAUAGAGCUUGACACCAAUGAUGACGACAUUGUAUUUGAGGACUUUGCUCGCCAGCGGCUGAAAGGCAUGAAGGAUGACAAGGACGAAGAGGAUGACGGCACCGGCUCUCCGCACCUCAACAACAGAUAGACUAGGGCUGGCCUCAGCCCGGCAGCUCCAGGUUCACUCUCGCACUCGGAUGCUUUCUCGUCUCCUUCCCAUUCUGGUUCUUCCUUUUGUUCUUCCAGUUUCUACCAAGGGGCCCCAGUGGUCUUCCAAGUCUCGGUGAUGGGCCUCUCGCAUCACCACGCCAGCAGGACCACGUCCUCAGCCAUCUCUCUGCAAUCACCUCCCACCCCCUUCUCAUGCUCAUUCCCAGGCAGGCCACACCACCUGACCUUGGGAUUUUGCUUGAGAUGGGGAGCAGAAAGGGGAGGGUGGGGCCUGAAGGCACAAUGAUGAUGGGUGUGAAGAUGUGGAGGGGGUGGGAAAGAUGGCUCAAGACACACAAGAAGAUGUCUGUAGUCCCAGUAGGUGACAGUUUUGGCAGCUAAAUGAUGACCAGAUUGAAGGUGGGAGAGGGCAGGACUGUGAAUAGAUUCUCAAUGCUUUUUUUUGUGUGUGUGUGUGUGUGUGGUCCAGGGCCACUAGAGACUCCUCCCCCUCCAUCCUCAUCCUUGGUCCAUACCCCUAUGUCUCAUGGGGGAGGCACAUAGAGCCCAGGAGUGAAGAGCAAUGGACUGACUUUCUAACCAGAUGACACCUAGAUUGAAGCAGGCCACAUAGGUCAGAACUGAUAGACUGAGAUAUCAUAGCUUCAUUGCACUUUUGUGUGCGGGCACAGAGAGGGGAAGUGGGUGUUUAACAAACACCAGCCCCUAGCAGUGAGCCAAAGCUACUGAGGAUGUUGUCUGAGGGGAGUUUAAGCGAUGGGGCUGGGUAGGGAGGCAUCCAUCCUCCUUUGUAGUAGGGUGGGCAACAAGGAUGGAGGGACACGGGCAGCUGGAGCCACCAGUAUCUCCUAGCUUCUUCUAGUGCUUCUCCAAUGACUGGCCCUGUAAGGUAGGAGAGAGAAAGAGACAGAGGUGCCAUUAUUCCCACUGCUAAGGGAUCCCAUUCCCAGAAGGUGGCAUCCAUCCAUCCAGAUGUACUCCCAGGAUGAAGGCAGCUUCUCUCCUAAAGGAGUUGGUCUUAUUAGUACCCAGAGUCAUGGGUACCCGGUUUCCAUCAGGUGGUGUUAGUAUGACUUGACCAGGGUGAAUCUCAGGGUAACAGGGCAUACAAGUGGUAAAACAGAAAAUGCUCAAAGAUAUCCUUGUUUGGUCUUCGAUGCUAGCUUGUUGUGUGACCUUGGGCCAGUUCCUUCCCCUCUUUGGGCCUCAGUUUCUUGUUGGAAAAGCCAAGAGGUCGACCAGAUGAUUCCAAGAGUUUCUUGUUCAAGUUUCUGUAAGUUUGUGGCUCUCAAGAGCUUCUGAUCUUCCAGUUGGAGCUGGGGCUGCUAAGUGCUCCAUCUGCCUUCAAAAGAGGUUCAUGGUACCUCAGAGAACCCAGGACCGAGCAGAUCACAGAGUGUACCUUCCUGCCUAGGCAGGGCUGCUCUUGGACCUAGUCAGCUUAUCUGAUGUCAGGUUGUGGCCAGAGCCUUUGUGGACUUCUCUAUCCCAGAGCUUCUAUGUGUGGAGGCUUGCAUGAGAAGUAUGGGAACAACCUUGGGUUUAUCAAACAUAAUUGCUUGUUAGGGCAAGAGGAUCUCAUCUCCAUUUCUGUUCCCUCUCUCUUAGUUCCACACUUGCUGGAGAAGGGAGACCACAGCUUGUGUUUGGUUUUGAGACAGCGUAUCAUGAGGUGUAGGCUAGCCAUGAAUUCACUACAUAGCUGAGAGUGACUUUGAAUUCCUGAUCCUAUUGUUUCAAGUGCUGGGAUUGCAGGCAUGCCCCUGCCACUGCUGGCGCCAUGCUUUAUUGUACAGAUUAGAUCCCAGCCAUUCUUAAUCCAUCAUGCCCAGUGUUUGUUGUUAUUUCUUCUGGUGAGAUGGUCCAGGCCCACUGGCCCUGAACCUCCUAAAUCUCAUAAGCAGUCAACUCAAGGAACCUCUUCCCAGCUUAGAACAGCCGUCUUGGGGCAGCCGCAUUGCCUGGCCAGCUCAGAUCACAACUGCAAGCUCCCCUGACAUCUAGCCCCUGCCAGAGCUAGCUGGAUACUUUUGCACCUAUAGAAUUGAUUAAAACCUUGAACAGUGUGAGGCAAGCAUGUGCCCUCCAACUGGCUUCCAUUAAAACCUCUGGAGCUGAUACCAGACCCUUUAGCAUUUGGACUAACACCUCCUGUCCCCCAUCCUUAACUGAUACGAGCAAAAGGUCUCCCAAUCUGGUUUCUCAGGCUUCCCACACUCAGCAUCCCAACUCUUUCCAUUUAUCCCACAGAUCUACCUGCAGGCGAGCAUCAGAGCCCUGCUGCCUCUUUGUGUUUUGAGCUACGCCUGCAUAAGGGCAAUGAUCAAGUUGGAGUCUAGCUAAACCAUCCUUUGAUGAUAGCUUUGUUCUUUUAUGCUGGAUACUACUAAGAUGGAUCUCACCCUAGAAUCCCUGUCUCUAGAAACCUUCUGGCCAGGGGAAAUCUAGAAGACCGCAUUGACAGUUCUGGCUACAGCUAGUCCACACAGUGCCUUGAUGUGAGUUUGAAUACAGUGUCCCUCCUAGGUGGAUUCAAACCCUGGAAAUGACACUGCAGGGGGCUGGAAUUUGGUGUCAUUUGUCCCUACUCCACAGUCUUAUGCUGCCACACUGGGUGAGAUACACAGGCUCACAUAUUUCUUUGGCCUCUUCCUUUCUUGCCUCGGCCUCUCGUCUGCUGCAGACACCGUGCCCCACCCCCAUCACAUGACGUAACCCAGUACUUCUCUGUAGGGCUCUUUUUUGUUCUGGAGUUUUCCUGGCCAGGCAGCACUUGGGAGUGAAACUGGAGGUGGAGGUUUCCAGGCACCAUCCAGUGAGAUUGGGUUUUCUUGUGCUGACAGAUUGGGACUUGGGCCACCAAACAGCCUACAUUGGGGACUUUCCAGUAGACCAAAGGGCACAUGUUAAUGCCAAUCUGGGCAAGAAGAGCAUGCUUUGGUAAAAGCUCAUCAAUUGAGGACGACUGGACUUGCCCAGUACCCCAGCCAAGAGAAGAAUUUGUCUCCUAGAAACAUAAGAAUUGAGUUGCUUGGCUGGACCCCAUGGCCACUUCAUCUUCAAAGCGCAACUGGCGUCCCCCUAGAGGGUGGCUGACAACCUAAUUCCCAUCUGAUGCAGUGAAAGUGAAAGUCCUGAAAGUCCCCAAGGCCACCUCUCAGUCUCUCCUCACUGGAACAAUAGCCUUUGUCUGCUUUAUUUGAGGGCUUGCUGUGGGUUUGAAGUGAGAUGUAGGCCAACUGGCUGCACAGGUGUGGCCCUGUCGCUGCAGGGAGGAGGCCCGAGGUCACACAGGAAGCUUGCUGUGGAAUGAGCCCUCUGUUUACCAGUCUUUGUCCCUAUGUCCCAGGUUAGAUAUCAGCCAUGAUGAUAAUCAGCCUUUGUGGCUUUGCUGAUCACACUGGGGAAGAAGUGUAGGUGCUAUUGUCCUAGGAUGGGUCCCGUGGCAACUAGGACACAGAAGGCAUGGAUGUUGUCAGUGACUGGGGGGCAGGGAGGAGCAUUUGAGCCUGGACUCACCUCCCAGAAGCCCACAGAAGUGAGGAAAACUGGGCUCUGACCACAGGUCAGGGAACUGAGUUCAGUACUGUGACCACCCAAGACAUCCGAGGGCGAGAGGAAAUAGCUGUUGCCUCUUCUAAGUAUAAGGCCCCAUCCUGGGUCAAAAGACCCACCACAGCUCCUUGGAGACCUUUGGGAAUGUCCAGCCCUCUUGCUCUGAGAGCUGAGCCCUAGCUGACCCACUCACAGAAGCUUCAUGCCCCGGGGCAGCUCCUUCCCACCAAUGGCUAAGGCCUGUAUGUGUGGCUCCCAACCCUCAGUGAAGGGCUGGGCUCCAGCCUUUAUCUCCCAGAACACAAACUUGUGUCUCUUCUGAUAUUUACUCUUUUUAAACUUAAGGACCAAAUGAGACUUCUCUGAUUUUUAUCCGCACAGCUUGUCUUGGGCCUGGUCCAGGCAGCUCCAUAAUUUCUGCCCUCCCCACUCCUGGCCUGAAGCAGCCUACUGAUGGGGGCAGAUCCAUACCUUGGCCACCCCAAUCCAUGCACACUAGCACCUCCCUCAAUAUCACCAACUUGUUACCCCUAAAGGGAGGUCAAAGUUGAAGCACAGGUCCCUGGGACCCACUGUCUGCAGACCAGGCACACCUCUCAGUGUUCCACACAGCCUGGCUGGGGGCUGCUGCCAGGGAAACUGAGGAAAGGGGAGAGGAGGGUGAGUCUCCAGCCCUCCCCCCCAUUCCUACUUUCUCCAGAGUAACUGCUUUUAACUCUCUUGUCUAUUGAGGUUUCACUUUUAAACUCUUUGAAGAAUAACUUCAAACCACCAUUUUGUGGUUUGGUCUUAGACCAGCAAGCACAGGUUCUCUCUUGGUUUUUAUGUGUUGGGGUGACUCCAGCAUCCUGGCACAGAGAUACUUGUUGGGACUCAGGUCAUCUAGUCCAAGCAUUAGAGCACACAUACACUGGUUUUCUAGUUGACCACCCUGCACCUUGGGAAUGAGUUUGAUGUGGGCUGGGUCUGCUGCUCGGUGAAGGUAGGGGCUUGGUCCUGAUCGUACCUGUGCUUUGUGGAGACCACGGAGUGAGGAGCCAGGCCCAGGGUCCACUCGGGACACAUUCUCAGGGCAAUGGGAGGAGAACCCAGGGCUGGCUCCCUAUGCACAGCUAAGGGGUGGGGAGCCAGGGUCAUGUAAGAGAUGCACCACCAGGGAGGGCUUUUACGAGGCAGGAUUCCUCAGGCAUUUGAAGCAAGUCUUCCUCCAGUGAAUCUCCUAAGAUUCCACUCCCACCCCUGUGGAUGUCCAUGUGCACAACAGCAGGCUUUUGUGCCCAAAGAGAGACUCAUCCCCUUUCUGCAGUCCACGCAGCUUCUCUCUGCUGGCCUGCACUGUCAUGGCAUUCACUUGCAGGACAGCUCAUUGGUGAGACUUGGGCUAGCCUUUGGCAAAAAGUCCUGCCUGGGCUCACCUCCUAGGGCAUUCUAGGUGAAGAGCUGAAGCUCAGGGCAUUGUCAAUCAUGGCACAGGGGGAAAGAAUGCCAACUGGUGUUUUAUUCAGUCCAAGUGUGACCUGGGAGACCCCACUGGCCUCAGGUUCCCCAUGUGUGAAGGGCUAGUACCAGGCUCUGCCCCCGUCACAGGGACCACUGAAAGGGAUAUGAGGGUAAAGAGAAGCCGGAUGAGGCAGCAGCCUGUGUGAGGGGAUAGGGUCUUAGCCUGAGUUGCUGACAAACAUAGACCACAACAGAAUGACGGUGCAGGAUAUCCUGUCUUAUGUGGGUAUCUCUGCGCAGUAUCUCUAUCCAGUCAUAGGUGCUGCAGGGCUGCCUCUUCCGACCGGUGGGAGUUGAUGUGUGUCCUGGGUGUGGUGUCGAGGGGUGGCUGGGGCGCCCUCAGGCCUGUGACCCUCUGUGAAGUGAUGAUUUGUGUGGCACAUUCAUUCCUGGACCACGUCCAGGUCAACCUGUAGUACCUGUGGCUGCCCUUGUCCCGUGAAGUCAUUAUAGUUUAUUCAGCUGCAACAGGACAAAUGAGCAAAAGAACCUUGAACGAGAGUUCAUUAAAGGCCUUUUGUGAUGGAGGACA
Messenger RNA from Mus caroli (Ryukyu mouse), 7167 nucleotides. It is a transcript of the gene Arrb1, whose product is annotated as arrestin beta 1. Gene Ontology annotation, molecular function: G protein-coupled receptor binding. The record is from RefSeq and is a predicted model, not a curated record. Gene Ontology annotation, biological process: positive regulation of ERK1 and ERK2 cascade; negative regulation of Notch signaling pathway; signal transduction. NCBI's taxonomy places the organism in Eukaryota, Metazoa, Chordata, Mammalia, Rodentia, Muridae. Gene Ontology annotation, cellular component: plasma membrane; cytoplasm; nucleus.